This is a messenger RNA of Chaetomium strumarium, 1627 nucleotides long. RefSeq lists its product as uncharacterized. Bases 111 to 1529 code for a protein of 472 amino acids. NCBI's taxonomy places the organism in Eukaryota, Fungi, Ascomycota, Sordariomycetes, Sordariales, Chaetomiaceae. The transcript has 2 exons. The record is from RefSeq and is a predicted model, not a curated record.
GGUUUGCGUAGCUCCUCUCGCUAUUGAAAGAGUUCAGAGGCGACAUCUUCAAAACCUCCUGCACAAACGCUACACUGGAACACCGUCCCAACCCACUCAGCCGCCAGACCAUGCCAGAACUACUCCUCCAGUCCGCCUUAUCGGCCUUCAAAUCCAGGCAGCUCGCGGCCGAAGCCGCCCAAAUCAAAGCCAACUGCCGCGCCCAGCAUGGGGACACUGAUUCCCUUGUCUCCUGCCCGCAGUGCUAUGAGACCCUCCUGGAGGCUCUCCGACUCCGGUAUCUCAGUGCAAGUUCUGCCAGCGCCGGGGCCAUGAACUUCUCCAAGGACCAGCAGCAGCGAUGGCAGCAGGCGCGGGAAUGGUUCACCUCCCGUCGCGCCUUUCUCUCUGCCCUCGAUCUCCUGGUCGAUUCCGCCAAGCAAUACGAGAUCUCGCCGCAGACUAUCGACGACCGUGUGCACGAGGAGCGGAGCAGGUGGUAUGCUGAUCGGGUACGCAACUCGCUCCUUAGGUUAAUGGUUGAGGAUCCCGCGCGCUGCGGGGCCGUGUUUGAGAAGCUGGAGGAUCUGUCUAUGCCGACGACGGCAGGGAGGGGUGUCGGCCCCGUGGGGCUGGCGAGAGAUGUUGCUGAAAUUCUGAGCUCAGGGCCGCUGGCGGAUGAGCAAAUAGCCGAUGACCUCCCGGAGAAGCUGGCGGCGGCGACGGAUCGGGCGGAGAGUGUGGAGGUUCUGAGGGAAGCGUUCUUCACUGCCGAGGACGGCACAGUACCGGAGGAUCAUCGCAAGUAUCUCGAUAUGCUCACGCAACAAGACAUGACGAUGGAGCAGGUGGUGGACCGGAUACUAGAGGAGAGGCAGGCAGCGGCGGGGGCAAGGGGGCAGACGGAACAGCUCAGCCAGCGGCUUGAUGAGCUACGCAGGGCGAGAGCGGCGCAUGAAGCGCAGAAGUCAAGACGAGCACAGAGGAGAGAGAGUCUUGCUCAGAUGAAGGUCCCAGACGAGCUGUACGAGCUUCCUCGCUGCGCAGUAUGCGGGGAUGUACCGAGCACGAGUGACUACUUCUGCUGCAGUAUAUGCACCAUCCUCGUGGCGGCAGGGGUGCAGGAGGAGCAGACGGUGUUCUGCUCUUCGACAUGUGAAGCAAAAGGACAUGCCUCACACACAGAGAAGCAUAUCUGCGCCUCUUUCCUCAAAUGCAUCCAAAUACAGCAAAGCGCCCAAUCAAACAUCGCAGGGGAUGGGGACAUGCACAUGGAGGAAGCCCCCCCAGCGUCUAGCGACCUCCGGUUCUGCAAAGAGUGCCUCGCCUCCCUGAAGAAGUCUGCAAUGUGGUGCAAUCUCGCCUGCGCCGAGGCCAACUUUAAGGCUCACAGCGAGGAGGUGCACAUACCAGAACGGAAUAAUCUAGCCACGGGUGUAAAUGGCAAGAACGACGACACCGGUGAUAUUCGGUUUCUCACGACCUCACUAGCUGAGGCGAUCAGGGAGUGGGAGGGGAGGAAUCGUGUAAGGUUACAAGGUUCGGUUUAAAUGACGGCCGGAAUGCAACUAUUUUCGCAUAUUGAUACCGACGGUGAUGCUGUUGGAACCUGGUGCAAACGUGCGGGCCAUGCCAUCUGCUUGAGAUA